AUGGAAGACAUAGGAUCACAAACCGUAAUUGUCGCCGAAAAGGAGGCGGAUAUCAUCCUGCCGCCACCGACGGCGUUGAAUCCGGUACCUGUGUUGCCGGUAGCCUUGCGCGUCGACAACCGCGAGCAGCUUUUGGGCCUGUUGGAAUCCGACCCCCACAGUGCAUCCUCAACAUUUCGACAACUAUUGGUGUUUGGCACCGAGUCGUUGCGCACCUUACUGCUUCGUCAAGUGAUGUCGGACCCUCAUACGAGAACCUUCAAGGGGAAGAAAAAGAACUGGGAUGAUCUGAACUCGUUCCAAUAUCCCAAAACAAUAAAUGUCGUGGGAACGAUAGUAUUGCACAACCAUGAAAAGGCAGACGAAACUCCGCAGUCGGCUUUUCCGGACGACGCAACAUCCUGGGACAACUACCGUGACGGAAAACAGAUAGAUGUUGUCACAUAUUUUUUGCGACCCACCGAUGUUGCCCAAACGCAACUCGCUGCCCGACGAAUUCACGCAUGGAAGAAGCAAAUCCGAAUUCAUCAUCGAGUUGUCUACUUACCGCAAGCCUCGGCUUUGAUCCGAAAGAUUCUGAACAAUAUGGGGCUCACGACUUCUCCUAACGUCUCGAUCCAGCAGCUUCAAAUGGAUAUAUUUCCGCUCGAAACGGAUAUUCUGUCCUUAGAAUACGAUGAUGCCGUCAGAGAAUCCGAAGUCGAGCAAACUCCGAGCAAUCUGAUCACAACAGUUGCUCGUAGUAUUUUGAAGCUGCAAGAUGUCGUGGGUAAAAUUCCGCAUAUUCAAUCUUACGGUGCCUUGGGCGAGGAGGUCGUGCGCAAGACGCUAGAUAUAACAGUAGACGAGUACCUCGCUCGGGAUCGAGUAGAAGAGGAAGUGGGUGAGGUCAUGGGGGGACAAGUCGAUGCCUUGGUGAUCAUUGACCGCAAGGUGGAUAUGGUAACACCAAUGCUGACGCCUCUUACAUACGAAGGUCUCUUGGAUGAUGUUGUCGGUAUUGAUUGCGGUUUUAUCAAUGUGGAUGUGGAUGUCAUAAAUCCCGAGGACAGCACCGAGAAAAAGAGUGAUGCGAAACGCGAAAUUGUCUCCUUGGGCGUCAAUGCAAGCGACAGUCUAUACAACGAAGUCCGUAAUCAACACGUGGAAAAGUUUGGUUCGUUCUUGCAAAAUCAGGCAAUGGCCCUCAGACAAUCUCACGCGGAAUUUACUAGUCAAGGAAAGAAAAAAGAUUUGAGCGAAAUCCAUCAAUUUGUCAAGAAUAUUCCAAUGUUUACACAGAAUCUACGCUCUUUGACGAACCACAUUCAUUUGGCUGAACUUGUGAAAAAAACAAGUGAAGAACCUUUGUUUCGUGAACGCUGGCAAACAGAGCGAGCCAUGCUUGAAGGCGAAACCUGCUACGAAACGCUAGAAGACCUCGUUGCUUACCAGUAUGCGCCUUUCAAAUUCUUCCGACUUCUUUGUUUGCAGUCAUUGUGCUCCAAUGGAAUUAAGUCUUCUCGAUAUGAUGCUUUGCGUCGUGACAUUGUUCAAACCUACGGGUAUGAGUAUUUGUUUGUCCUUGAAAAUUUAGAAUUGGCCGGGUUGUUGAGUCGACGUGAAGGGCUUUGGAUGGACACGACGUCACCUUUCAAUAACCUGCGCAAAUCGGUGCAUUUGAUAAAUGCUGAGGUCGAUACUGUCGACCCUGAUGAUAUUUCGUAUGUAUCCAGUGGCUACGCUCCGCUCUCGGUUCGCAUCCUACAGACUGCUGUCAAAGGGUGGAACACUAGGUCUGAAAUUUUGCGAGAACUCCCAGGACGACUGAUUGAUGUAAUUCAACAGAAUCCGCCCGAAGAGUUGUCUGCUGCGCUGAAACGGCCAAUGAAGAAGCUAGGGGCAGACACCGAUCAAGAUACACAAGGCAAGAAAAAACCUACUUUGAUGGUUAUGUACGUUGGCGGGGUGACGUACAUGGAAAUUGCGGCCUUGCGCUUUCUAUCCAAACGCCCUGGGUUCCCGUUCCAUAUCAUUAUCUGCACUUCCAAGAUCAUAAAUGGCGACAAGCUCCUGAAAUCUCUUGCCUAG
Messenger RNA from Phaeodactylum tricornutum CCAP 1055/1, 2070 nucleotides. RefSeq lists its product with no specific name. Lineage: Eukaryota; Bacillariophyta; Bacillariophyceae; Surirellales; Neidiaceae. The record is from RefSeq and is a predicted model, not a curated record. Bases 1 to 2070 code for a protein of 689 amino acids. Gene Ontology annotation, cellular component: vacuole; CORVET complex. Gene Ontology annotation, biological process: vesicle-mediated transport; intracellular protein transport. The transcript has a single exon.